AUAAAUCUUAGCGUCGAAGAAUAAGACUCCGCAAACGACGUCGUAUCUCAGAAUCUCAACGCAGAAACCAAUUUCAGAAUCAAUAGUCUCUCUGCACCUCAACUCUCUGAGUAGUUUCCGAUUCGAUGGCGAGCGAGAACGAGCCCGCGAAACUCCUCUUGCCGUACCUCCAACGAGCCGAUGAGUUGCAGAAGCACGAGCCUCUCGUUGCCUAUUACUGUCGAUUAUAUGCGAUGGAGCGAGGGUUGAGGAUUCCCCAGAGCGAGCGCACCAAGACUACCAAUUCCCUCCUCGUUUCCCUCAUGAACCAGCUCGAAAAGGACAAGAAAUCAUUGAAGUUGGGGCCUGAAGACCACUUAUAUCUGGAGGGAUUUGCCUUAAAUGUCUUUGGGAAGGCAGACAAGCAAGACCGUGCUGGACGAUCCGAUUUGACUACUGCAAAAACAUUUUACGCUGCAAGCAUUUUCUUUGAGAUUGUUAACCAGUUUGGUGUACUUCCGCCUGAUCUUGAGGAGAAGCAGAAGUAUGCAGCUUGGAAAGCAGCAGAUAUAAGGAAAGCUUUGAAAGAAGGAAGGAAGCCCAUACCCGGCCCACCUGCUGGUGAUGAUGAUCUAUCAGUUCCAUCAAAUUCAGCUACUGGUGCAUAUGAACUUGGGCCAAGUGAAACUUCAGUUUCCAGUCCUGGACCUGAAUCUGAUCUAUCACCUCAGUUCCAAAACAACCAGCAUUCUACACAUAUUCCUCCACCUCAGGUCCAUGAUAAAGACAACCAACAUUUUACAAACAUUCCUCCAGCGGUUCAGUUCCAUGAUAAAGACAACCAGCAUUUUACAAACAUUCCUCCAGCGGUUCAGUUCCAUGAUAAAGACAACCAGCAUUUUACAAACAUUCCUCCAGCGGUUCAGUUCCAUGAUAAAGACAACCAGAAUUCUGCAUAUGUUUCACCAUCACCUCCUUCUUACCCUACUUCCGGUUUUCCUUCCCACGAUUUUCAUCCUCCUCCUGCAACAAACAGCUCAGAAAGCCCUACUUAUUCUCAGCCACACAAUUAUCAAUCCUACCCACAAGAACCUCAACAACCUCAACAACCCCAACAACAUUUGCCUUCUAAUUACUCUUCUCAUGAAACUUCCCCUUACUCUUAUCCUCAUUUUCAAACUUAUCCCAGUUUUACAGAGAGCAGCCUCCCAGCAGUUCCAUCUCACUAUCCUUCUUACUAUCAGGGCUCUGAUGCGUCCCUCUCUCACCAAUCAGCUCCUCCUGCAGUGACAAACUAUUCAUCAACUGCCCCAUACCAUUCAACCAGCACAAAUGGGAGAGUUUCAGAACCGUCCCCUCCUCCUGCUCAAACAUUCCAAUAUGACAGUAACUAUCAACCCGCACCUGAGAAAAUUGCUGAGGCACACAAAGCUGCAAGAUUUGCAGUAGGGGCGCUGGCAUUUGAUGAUGUGUCAGUCGCUGUAGACUUCUUGAAGAAAUCACUUGAACUGCUGACAAAUCCAUCGGCUGGUCAAUGAGUUUCCAAUGUCUCGCAUAAUGGGGAGUCUACAGGUGGUUCUAUCUUUUGUUUGUUAUAUGUUGCACGGUUUGAUUUGUAAAUGUCAUCGGAUUUAUAAAUGAAAUGGUUAUUGUUUAUGUCUUGACACAACGUGAAUGAAAUUAUUGUAAGCAAUAGUGUAUUAACUCAUGAAGGGCAAUGUUGUGGACUGUGUCAAAA
Molecule: messenger RNA, 1717 nt
Organism: Alnus glutinosa
Lineage: Eukaryota; Viridiplantae; Streptophyta; Magnoliopsida; Fagales; Betulaceae
Product: protein HOMOLOG OF MAMMALIAN LYST-INTERACTING PROTEIN 5
Exons: 6
Coding region: 126-1517 (463 amino acids)
Biological process (GO): late endosome to vacuole transport via multivesicular body sorting pathway
Cellular component (GO): multivesicular body
Source: RefSeq, a predicted model, not a curated record